Messenger RNA from Manihot esculenta (cassava), 2413 nucleotides. RefSeq lists its product as uncharacterized. The transcript has 5 exons. Gene Ontology annotation, molecular function: phosphatidic acid binding. The record is from RefSeq and is a predicted model, not a curated record. Bases 16 to 2127 code for a protein of 703 amino acids. Lineage: Eukaryota; Viridiplantae; Streptophyta; Magnoliopsida; Malpighiales; Euphorbiaceae.
UCAUCGACUGGAACUAUGCCGUACUAUACGAGGAACGAAGACAACGUCUAUGAAUUCGUCGAGCAUAAUCCGACUCCAUACAAAGGCGGAUACGACAUAGCUUUGACUUAUGGACGUCCCCUCCCACCGUCUGAGGAGACCUGCUAUCCACAUAGCUCAUCCGCCAAUGAUAUCGAUUACGAUAGACCCCAUUUUACUUCCUAUGCAGAGCCCUCCGCCUACGCCGAUGACCAUCUCCAGGAAGAGUACACUAGCUAUGUCCGUCCCAAGCCCCGACCUGGUCCUGCAGCUGGAGGGAAAGUGUUCGUUGAUGCUAAGCCUAAGCCUGCUUUUGGGUUCCAACCUGGAAAGAUAAGGCCUGGGUCCGAUUAUGGAUCUGGUGGCUAUGGUGGAAGGCCUGAGUAUAAGAAGCCAGCUAGCCAGGAAUAUGGGUCUGGGUACGGCGGGAGAACCGAUUAUGAGAGGCCGAGUUAUGGAGAUGACCCGCCCAGGAGGCCUAGUUAUGGGAGGCAAGAAGAGGAGUAUGAGAGGCCAACUUAUGAAAGACGCGACGACGACGAUGAUGAGUCUCGCAACAAGUAUGGUUAUGGUGGCGAAGAGGGUUAUAGCCGCAAGAAAUAUGGAGAUGAUGAAUCUACUGAUAGUUCUGAUGAUGAUUCCGAUGAUGAAAGGAAGAAGCAUCGUAGCAACAAGCGCCACCACUGCAAGAAGAAGGAUUCAAAGUUUAUUCAAAAGGUGGUUGAUUCUUGGAUUAUCUCAAUGGUGUUUGAUUUGACAAAAGGAAACCAAAACGCCGCGUUUCCAGAUGUAAACGCUAUAAACGGCCAGCCCCCGAUUUUCAUUCAUCUCUCUUGUUUUGCGGAGGAAAGAUCGACAACUGAAACUAUGCCGUACUAUUCGAGGAACGAAGACGACGUCAAUGAUUUCGACGAGUAUGAUCCGACUCCAUAUGGAGGCGGGUACGACCUAGCCUUGACUUAUGGACGUCCCCUCCCACCGUCUGAGGAGACCUGUUAUCCAAACAGCUCAUCCGCCGAUGAGAUCGACUACGAUAGACCCCAUUUCACUUCCUAUGCGGAGCCCUCCGCCUACGCCGAUGAGCAUCUCCAGGAAGAGUACACUAGCUAUGCCCGUCCCAAGCCCCGACCUGGUCCUGCUCAUGGCUUCACUCCUGGCUAUGCAGCCGGAGGGGAAGUGUUUGUUGAUGCUAAGCCUGAGCCUGCUUAUGGGUUCCAACCUGGGCCUGGGUCCGAUUAUGGAUCUGGUGGCUAUGGUGGAAGGCCCGAGUAUGAGAAGCCACCUAGCCAAGAAUAUGGGUCUGGGUACGGCCAGAGGCCAGAAUCGGAAUACGGAUCUGGUGGAUAUGGCGGGAGGACCGAGUACGAGAAGCCAGCCAGCGAAGAAUACGGAUCGGGCUAUGGCGUAAGGCCAGAAUCGGAAUACGGAUCUGGUGGAUAUGGCGGCAAGACUGAGUAUGGAAGGCCAACCAGCGAGGAAUACGGAUCAGGCUAUGGCCGGAGACCAGAAUAUGGAUCUGGGUACGGCGGGAGAACUGACUAUGAGAGGCCAUCCGGUGGGGAGUAUGGAUCUGGCUAUGGCAGGAGACCUGAAUCAGAAUAUGGAACUGGGAGAACCGAUUACGAGAGGCCACCCGGUGGGGAGUAUGGAUCCGGCUAUGGCAAGAGACCUGAAUCUGGGUAUGGGGGGAGUACUGAGUAUGAGAGACCCAGUUCGGAAUAUGAUUCUGGAUAUGGGGGCAGGACGGAGUAUGGAUCAGGGCAUGAAAGGAGGAAUGAGUCCGAAUAUGAAGGUGGUGGGUAUGGGCGCAAGCCAAGUUACGGGGAGGAACGAGGUUAUGGAGAGAGGACUGAGUAUGAGAGGCCGAGUUAUGGAGAUGAGCCGCCCAGGAGGCCUAGUUAUGGGAGGCAAGAAGAGGAGUAUGAGAGGCCAACUUAUGAGAGACGCGAUGAUGAUGAUGAUGAUGAGUCUCGCAACAAGUAUGGUUAUGGUGGCGAAGAGGGUCAUAGCCGCAAGAAAUAUGGAGAUGAUGAUGAUGACUCUGGUGAUGAAGAGAAGCGUAAUCGCUACAAGCACCACCACCACAAGAAGCAUUAUGAUGAUGAGUGAUGCAGCCUUUGUCAAUGGACGCAUGCCCAUUAUUGGCUACUAAAUAAAGGAUGGAGGCAUGUUUCCUGUUUGAUAGUCGUUCUGUUUUGUGUAAGAGCUCGUUGUGAACCUGUGUGCUUUCCCUAGUGUGAAGGAUCAUGUGUUAGUAUUCAUGCUGUCAUUACCUACUAGUGCAUGUUUCCUUUAAUGGUGCUUCCGUUGUGCGAUGUGCGUGAACAUGUUACUGGGUAAUUUUGUUUGUCCUCCUAAAUAAAAUCUUGAACUCUUGAGUUUGGAAUGGUUCUUA